Molecule: messenger RNA, 1773 nt
Organism: Uloborus diversus
Lineage: Eukaryota; Metazoa; Arthropoda; Arachnida; Araneae; Uloboridae
Exons: 1
Coding region: 1-1758 (585 amino acids)
Source: RefSeq, a predicted model, not a curated record
AUGGAUGCUAUAAAAAGAGCCAGUUUUGCUUCUAAACAAAUCAAAGCAGGACUUGCUCCAUUAGCUUCUUUUGAAGACUUGCCUUCUGAUGAAUUAGAAAGUCCUGAAGAAGUAAGAGUUUGUGCUAGAAGUUCUCUUGAAAUUGAGUCCAUUAGUCAAGAUCUUCAAUUUCACACUCCGGAUUCUCUUACUUAUUCAUCUCAGUCCACACCCCGUGUUGAAAGUGAUUUUGAUUCUCAAUACACUCUUACACCUGGUGAUCCAUAUCAUGGUCAAUCAUCUAGUGAUCUCAGAACUACAUCAUUAUCUUCACUCUCAAAAGAAAGCACAGCUCUUAGUGCCAAACAAAAGAAAGGUUCAGCAGUAUCUUUAGGAACAUAUGAAUCUUCUGAAUUGGAAUACAGUCAAAGAAAAACAUCAUGGACAGAUAUUUUUAAAAAUCAUGAUCAAAACACUUCUAAAAGUACUAAUUCUGUACCAGCAGUAAAUGAAAAAACCAUAAAAAAGAAAUCUCGCAGCAGUGAUGUGUCCAAAGAUUCUUUAGAGACAAAAUCCAAAGAAAAGGGGAAGUUUUUAUCAAUUUUCAAGAAGAAAAGCAGUAAAAAUAUCAAUUCUCCUGUUUCCUCUGAUACUUUCAUUUUACCAAAUGAAAACCUAACUGAGUGUGUUCAAAUUCCUGAAAAUGUGUUGCAGCCAAAGCUAAAUAAUGGCAGUGUUUUUAAAGGUAAAGAAAAUGAACUACCAGAACCUGAAUUUUGUCCAACAAUUACUGAAGUUCAAAAUGACCUAGGUAAAGUAAAUUCUGAAUGUAGUAAAACAACUGACAAUCAUCAAAUAAGCCACAAACAAAGAAAUAUAAGCGAAAAGUCAUUUGAAAAAGAGUAUAAUAUUUUAUCUAAAGUUGAUGGGAAACAAGUAGAUCAACUUUCAAAAACUGAAAACAUUAAAGCUAUAGUUGAAGAAUUCCUUGAAUCAUCAGAAUCAGAAUUAACAUUUGAAAGUAAAGAGAUUGUAGAGGAAAAAAAAGAAGAUGAUUUUGAAGCUGAAAUCCUCCUGCCACAUGAUUUAUCUGAAAUAGAAGAAGAUCCAGUUAUGGAAUCUCGGGCAUUUACAUUUGAAGUUUCAAAACAUGUUGUUUUACCAACCCGACAAGAACGAUUGAAGAUAACUACUAAACCAAUUGAUAGGCCACGUAGUACCACACCCAUAAAUGUUGCCCCUUUAGAAGCAUUUAUACAAUCUGUUUCUCCGACAUUUGAUCCAAAAGUGGAAAAAAUUAAGUUGUCUUUGCCAGGGGAACAAUUUACUGGUCGAGAUAAAAGUCCGAAAAAAUCAUCAAUAAAAAGUUGGGCAGAUUUUUGUGAGAGAGGGCUUCAUAGUCCUAGGAUGCAUAAUAAAACUGACAGAGAUGAACAAAAAAGCCCUUUUGAUACUUUAGAUGGUGCGUAUGAUGUGCCAUAUUUCACAUCUAAUGAUAAUUGGGCUGCAUUUGAAUCCAAUUUUAAAAGCUCAGAACUGAAUCGUUUUGGUGAUAACUUUACCGUAUCAGAAAAUAUUAAAAGUGAUUCUAGUGCAAUGCAAGUUUCAGAUAAUUAUGUACAUUUUGAAACCAAUUUUCAAAUAAUUACUUGUUCUUGUGAAUGUCAUAUAAAUGGAUGCAGUUCCUGUGGUGAUUCCAAUUUAUUUGAACCUGAGAGCAUCAAAGGAGAGUUAAAUAUGCAAAGGUGUUGCUGUCAGUGCCACAAUAGAAAAAGUUGAGCUCAAGUUGGGCUA